Messenger RNA from Aspergillus oryzae RIB40, 1296 nucleotides. RefSeq names its product cyclin-dependent serine/threonine protein kinase SSN3 (gene ssn3). Gene Ontology annotation, biological process: protein phosphorylation. The coding region runs from base 1 to 1296 and encodes 431 amino acids. The record is from RefSeq and is a predicted model, not a curated record. Gene Ontology annotation, molecular function: RNA polymerase II CTD heptapeptide repeat kinase activity; ATP binding; cyclin-dependent protein serine/threonine kinase activity. Lineage: Eukaryota; Fungi; Ascomycota; Eurotiomycetes; Eurotiales; Aspergillaceae. Gene Ontology annotation, cellular component: nucleus; mediator complex. The transcript has a single exon.
AUGUUAAAAGAGCACCUAGAUCCAAGGAAGCCGUCUGGAACUGGAUAUACCAGCAAGGUCCGUGUCCGCGACAAAUACCACAUCGUGGGAUUCAUUAGCAGCGGCACUUACGGACGAGUCUACAAAGCCCUUGGCAAAAAUGGUCAGAAGGGUGAAUUCGCAAUCAAAAAGUGGGCAGGAUCCGUCCGUUAUUUCGUUAGUCUCGGAUCGCUGACCAGUCGCAGGUUUAAACCGGAUAAAGAGGGAGAGAUCAUCCAAUACACCGGCCUCUCACAGUCUGCCAUCCGGGAGAUGGCCCUGUGUUCCGAACUGGAUCAUGCCAAUGUCGUACAGCUAGAAGAGAUUAUUCUCGAAGACAAGGCCAUUUUCAUGGUCUUCGAAUAUACAGAACAUGAUCUACUUCAGAUCAUCCAUCAUCAUACGCAACCACACAGACAUGCUAUUCCGGCCCCAAUGGUCAGGUCGAUUUUGUUUCAACUUCUCAACGGCCUACUCUAUCUCCAUACCAGUUGGGUAUUGCAUCGAGAUCUGAAGCCAGCCAACAUCCUAGUUACGUCGAGUGGCGCCAUCCGUAUUGGGGAUUUGGGUCUGGCUCGUCUCUUCUAUAAACCCCUCAACUCUCUCUUCUCGGGCGAUAAAGUCGUCGUCACGAUUUGGUACCGUGCUCCGGAAUUACUGAUGGGUAGUCGUCACUACACCCCGGCCGUCGAUCUCUGGGCCGUCGGAUGCAUUUUUGCGGAACUUUUAUCCCUUCGCCCCAUUUUCAAAGGAGAGGAAGCCAAGAUGGACAGUAAGAAAACAGUGCCCUUUCAGCGUAAUCAGAUGAUGAAAAUCAUCGAAAUUAUGGGUCUCCCCACCAAAGACAUCUGGCCGGGUAUAGUGUCGAUGCCCGAAUACUCCCAACUCCAAUCCCUAGCCAUGUCACGUGCUCCAGGCCAUUUCCCCCGGUCUUCGAACUUGGAAGGCUGGUAUCAAAGCUGUUUGAAAAAUGGCGGAUAUGCCACCUCGUCCGGUGCCGGGACCCCUGGUGCCGACGGAUACGAUCUCUUAUCGAGACUGCUCGAGUAUGAUCCCACCAAGAGGAUAACUGCGCAGGAGGCACUGGAGCAUCCAUAUUUUAAGAAUGGGGGUCCUAUCUCCGCCAACUGCUUCGAGGGCUUUGAGGGGAAAUAUCCGCACCGUCGUGUCACCCAGGAUGAUAAUGAUAUCCGGUCUGGAAGUCUACCUGGUACUAAGCGGAGCGGAUUACCGGAUGAUAGUUUAAUGGGACGCGCCUCGAAACGGCUCAAAGAAUAA